GUUUGUCCACGCAAAAAACCUUACCUAGUUGACAUAUGCAAUAUCGGUCCAUGCAAAAACUUCACAAAUCUGUUGGUGCAUUUAUAAUUUUCUGCUAAUGGUGUGUUAAUUCAAACAGUGUAAUAAUUUGCAGUAGUUUAGAUAAGAAAAGAUGUUUUCCUUCAAUAACAUACCCAAUAAUUAUUAUAAGUAUGAAGUGGGGAGCUGUUCAGACUACUCUUAUGACGACAUUGUCGAGGGAGUUUUUGGUAAUUCACCAGCUGACGAGGCAAAAGCAUCGGCCGCCGCAAGCCAUAGCCAUAAGGAAGCCGAAAGGCGAAGAAGAAAGCGUAUCAAUAGCCACAUCGCCACUCUCAAAUCUCUUCUCCCAAAUGCAAUCAAGACGGACAAAGCUUCUUUACUAGGAGAGGCUGUCCGAACAGUACGAGAAUUGAAGAAAAAAAUCAUGCACCAAAUAACUCUUAAUGAUUCGUUUGUAAUCCCGAGCGAAACAGACGAGCUCAAAGUCUGCUACGAUUCGGGCCUGAUUCAGGCAACAGUGUGUUGCGAGGACAGGCCCGAUUUGAUGUCGGGCUUGAUUCGGGCCCUGGACUCGGUGGCGGCAAAGGUGGUUCGGGCCGAGAUGUCGACGGUUGGUGGGAGGACAAAGAUUGUUUUGUGGGUCCGUUUAGGCAGUAACGUUAACGAAAGCAGCUUCGCGAGUUUGGAGAGAUUAAGGAGAGCUCUGAAACCGGUGAUGGAUCACGAGUAGACUCCGUUCGACAUUUCCUUAAUUAUACAAUGAUUGAACUUUAUGAUUGGGUUUAAUUUUGUGUGUUUCAGUAUUGUGUUAUGUGGUAACUCACUUUUUAGCUUUUGCAGAGAUUGCAAUUGAGUUACUCUAUAUUGUGUUGUGUAAUCUUGCCACGAGAAAAGAGAAUGGAAGAAAGUGUAUUGGUUCAUUUCUUCUUAUUGUUAGUAUUGCAUUUAGUGUAUUGUAUUAAGAAAUGUAAAUUUCUUUAUAAUACUUAAUUGCAGAAAUCCUUCUCUUUUUCACCUGAUAAUGAGAUAAAUGUAUAUAAAGUUUGGCUGAGAUGUGUCGGGUAUCGGUAUUCUGAGUUUACGAGUAUUUUGAGGAAAACAAAAAGAAACAACCACCCUCUUUGCAAAAAUCGACUUGGGUUGCCUAUUGGAAAGAGUGGAAUAAAACGGAAUUCAAGGAGGUAUGUAGAAAAAGGUCGGCUAACCGUCGGACUGAGGUAAAUGCACC
Molecule: messenger RNA, 1249 nt
Organism: Striga asiatica
Lineage: Eukaryota; Viridiplantae; Streptophyta; Magnoliopsida; Lamiales; Orobanchaceae
Source: the annotation of a GenBank genome assembly